Phanerochaete carnosa HHB-10118-sp is the source of this 1853-nucleotide messenger RNA. RefSeq lists its product as uncharacterized. Gene Ontology annotation, molecular function: protein serine/threonine phosphatase activity. Lineage: Eukaryota; Fungi; Basidiomycota; Agaricomycetes; Polyporales; Phanerochaetaceae. The transcript is spliced from 2 exons. The record is from RefSeq and is a predicted model, not a curated record. The coding region runs from base 308 to 1513 and encodes 401 amino acids. Gene Ontology annotation, biological process: protein dephosphorylation.
GGCGACCACCAUCUACUCUUUCUUGGCUUUCGCUUUUCUGCGAUCUGGCCGUCGUAUCUGGUUGUUGUUUGCAUGCAUAGACUCUACGGACAUUUUUUCACUCGACAUGCUGGGCGACGACGUCUGAUUCAGGCUGUAACGGCACUAAGUGCUGGAGGCUCAGCGUAUUACCUCUCUCGCAAGGCUCUGGUACAUUUGGACAUCGAUGAUAUACACAAUCUAGAUGUCGUGCGGAAGGUGGUCAGGCCUCGUCAAGAUCUUACAGGCCUAGAAGCAAAACUACGUCGCUUUGAGAUUUCUGACGAGUAUGACGACGUUACAGGCAUUCGACGUCGUGAUUGUUCGUCGAUACCGAGGUGAGAGCACUGUGCGACCCUUUCGUGCCAACGACCCUAUGGAAGACUGCCUCUCCGAAAGGAUGUACCCUGUUCCUGAUGGCUUCCACUCAUUCUUCACUGUCCUUGACGGUCACAACGGUCCGAAAACAAGCAACUGGCUAGUUGAAAACCUGUUGGAUGCUCUGCUGGGGAGUCUAUGCGAUUUAUACAGCCGCGUCAAGGGAAAUGAUAUAAGACCCGUACCAGAGAAAGAACCACUCGUGGAAGACAUCGAGAAGACCAUCAAGGACACCUUCAAACGCGUCGACGACCAGAUAGUCCUCGAGGCAGCCGAGAAGGCUCUCGCAGCCCCUACUCGUGAAGACGGCAUAGAACUCCUCGCACAAGCAUACUCAGGCUCCUGUGCCACGGUCGCUUUCUACAAUUCCCACACUCGGCUUCUUCACGUCGGCGCCGUCGGGGACUCACGCGCUGUCCUCGGACGCCGGGUCGCGCACCCAGAUGGCCUUGGCUACGUGUACGAGGUGCGCGAGCUCAUCAUCGACCAGAACGGCUGGAAUCCCGCGGAGCAAUCUCGUCUUCUCGCUCAGCACCCCGGCGAGCAAGUCGUGCAGAACGGCCGGGUGAUAGGAUGGGGUGUGUCCCGGGCGUUUGGCAAUGGGAGGUACAAAUGGUCGCUAGACCUCCAGAGGCGCUUGGCUGAGAAAAACCUCGUAUACCCUCCGCCAGGCAAACUGAAGACCCCUCCGUAUCUCAUCGCUGAACCGGAGGUGACCACGACCAAGAUUGAGCCCGGCGACUUUCUCAUCAUCGCGAGUGACGGGCUCUGGGAGUGGCUCACUAGCGAAGACGCGGUCGGGCUCGUUGGCUGGUGGCUCGACUGGAGAGCAACCGACCCCAGGGGCCCGGUUCGCCAGCGUGGGCGACAGCCUCUGCUUCCCAAGGAGCUUCCCGUAGCAGGCGACUUUGAUCCUGACGCUGUGCGCGUGAGAACUCCUAACCAAGAACCGCGAUUUGUGAACAAGGACGAGAAUGCCGCCACCCAUCUCAUCAGGAACGCCCUGAGUGGUACGGGCAAGGAACGCUUUGCUAGAGUGCUGGAGUUAGAACCUGGACAGGAAUCGAGACGACGAAGGUUUCUCUUCCGGUCUAUCCGUUGCUCUGAACAUUUCUGACCAUUACGUAUAGGGACGAUAUAACUACCGUUGUUGUGUUCUUUUCGUGAGAAGAUGUCCCCGGCAAAAUAGAAGCUGUGCAGGCCUGUUGGAGUUACUUCUCGGCCUUUGCGAGCCUGUUAGACCAAACCGAAACUUACCGAGCUGGUUUUCCUGCUUGCGGGACGCUGUAAAAUGUAUAUGUCGACCCACUGCUAACGAGACCGCUCAAUGCUUUGCUCUACUGGUGAACAUUUUCUCAUGCAUUUCUAUCGUGACUAGACGUCCCGAACGUUUGUUUUAGUGAUGGACAGAAGUGAGACAUUCUUCGGUAUGUUUCCCGGUUUCGGCAACAACUUUC